AUGGGCAUGCCGGCGCUGACGCUGCCCAGCCGCGCCUUUCGUCACGAGCUUUCCGCUAGCACUGCCUCAGCGUCCGCUGGCGGUACUGCCUCGCUGCCCCUGGGCCAGAAAAGCCAGCCCAGCAGCACAGUCACGGAGAAGGACCUAAAUGCUGACGGGCAGCAGCGCGGCUCGCGGGGUGCUCGCCGUAGCAGCGACGGCGGCGGCGGUGACGUCGGUGGUCUUCCUCCUACCCUCGCCAGUGCUGCAGGCGAAAACAGGCCCUUUGAAGCCGCAGGCCGGAGAGACACGGGAGAGAAUGUGAAUUUGUUACCCGGGACAGUGGGCCAUGAGCCAGAGGGCAGCGGGAGUGGCGGCGGCAGCAGCGUUGGCUCGGCCCGCCGCCGCGGCCAAGAUGUCAUGGUGGCCCUGGCGGGGAGCAUGCUCCCGCGCUUCGGCGACAGCAGCCGCAGUUCCCUCGCAGCCCCAGCCGCCGUUGCCACUGAGCGAGAAAUACUAGCUGGCCGCCGGCGGAGAUGGGUUACUGCUGAUACUACUGCCGCUACUGGUAUUGGUAUUGGCACGGCUGCCGCCCAAAGCAAUGCCAGCAGGGAGGCCGGCGGCGUUUCUGGUUUCGGCAGCAGCAGUACCGGUAACAUGGUCCCACAGAGCCGCAGCAGGAACGGCUUUGCUCAUCGUGUUACGGAUGCCGGUGCUGCUGAUACUCGGCGAGCCGAGAAGCCGCCGCCGCUGCCGUUCUCGUCUGCGAGCGAGGCCGCCCGACAGAGCGGGGUAGGCAAACAGCGGCAACAGCAGCAGCACCAGGCGUUCUCGUUCGAAUUCGAAAGCCCCCCGAACUCGCCCGAGCUAGUGGUCCUGCCCAACAAGGGCGGCCUCGCAAUCUUGUCGUCGUGCUCGCUGGACAAGACGGGCGACGACGCGCUCCCGCCGCACGGCCCCUGUUAUCCCGUCCGCAGCACCUCGUCGUCGUAUCCCUCGGACGCCGGCGGCGCAGCCUCGCCGCCCCUCUCCGCGUCGCCGCCGCCCCUUCCGCAUCACCAGAAGCCCUGGACGCUGAGCCGGCGCAUACUUUCUGGACUGGAAGCCUACGGGUUCCCGACGGCCCAUCUGGACUUUGCCUACGGCAGCGGCGCCUCGUCGGCGCUUGCGCUGUCUGCGGGCGAUGGACGGCAAAAGGGGCUUGGACACAGUGUCGGGGAUAGUGGCAGUGGUUCACAUGGUCAAGCAGCAGCAGCAAAGGACGCAGAUGCCAUGCCCCAAGCAAAGUCACAUACUGGUUCCGUGAGGAGGGCAAGCGGUAACCCGGCCGUCAACUCCCCUGGGGCGGGGCCUAGCCACAGCGAACUAAUCUCUACUCCCGCUGCUGUCACUGCUGCUGGCACGGCCCUUGAUGUGGAAGAGCAGAAACCUAGCAUGCGCGGCGGCGGCCCCAGCGAAGGAGGAGACAGCGGGAAAGAAACCAACGCGACGCGCGUGCCGUCCCCGCCGUCGUCCUUCCUCGAGGACAUCCAGGAUUACCUCCGAAACAAGCACAAGGCCAACAACAACAGCAGCAGCAGCAACUGCUACUACAGCGCCGCGGCUGCCGUUUCGGACGACGACGACGACAACCUCUCAACGCGUUGUCUGCCGCGCGCGUCGACCAACCCGGACACGCGGACCUGGCUCGAAGAAGACGACGACGGCAGCGAGUACAAGGAGGAGAGCGACAACGGCGCCGCGGCUACCACUGCGGCUGCUACUACUGCCACGGCCGCCGCCCCAAAGCCGAAAAAGAAGCGCCCCCGUGCCCUCGGCAACCAGCGCCAGCGCCUGUUGCGCCGCGCCGCCACCCUCCGCGCGUGGCUUUCGCGGCAGUUCAAACGGACAAGAAAUGCCGCCGGCACUACUACUACUCAAUCAAAUAAAACCAGGUCCAGGCCCAAGUCCAAGCCCAAAAACAAGAGCAAUAGCAUCACGAAACGGCUGUGGUGGCGGGACACGACGGCGACGACGGGGAAGAAAAAGAAGGCCACUGGGAGCCGCACGCGGUGCAGACCCGAAAGUGAAGCCGAGAACCACGGGACCCACGGCGACGACGGCGACGGCGACGGCGACUGUCCCGGGACAAGCCUGCCGGUAGUAGCGACCGCGGCGGCAGGAAGGAGGGGGAAGAAAAGGGGCCGGGGCCGGGGCCGGGGCCCGACAGGCACAAGGCGCGUCACCAGGUCGAUGCGCGUCCUGCGCGGCUCGUUUGCGUCGUGGGUGCUCAGGCGCGGGCUGUCGCCGGCGCCAUCGUCGCCGUUGUCGUCACCGCGGAGGGGUGGUGAUGGGAAUGAUGAGGAGGAAAAGAUUAUGCGGGACAUGAAGAAGAGGCAGCAGCAGCGGCAGCGGCAACACACGGGGCCAGACAUGGCUUACGCGUGGAUGGCUGCUGCUCCGGGGACUUGA
Lasiosphaeria miniovina is the source of this 2430-nucleotide messenger RNA. RefSeq lists its product as uncharacterized. Lineage: Eukaryota; Fungi; Ascomycota; Sordariomycetes; Sordariales; Lasiosphaeriaceae. The record is from RefSeq and is a predicted model, not a curated record. The coding region runs from base 1 to 2430 and encodes 809 amino acids. The transcript has 2 exons.